AUGGAAACGUCAGAGAAACAGACCAACCCCACCGUGGACCAUGAUGCGAAUACGAUGUCUGCCAUCAAAGACAACAGCUACGAGACGCAGGACCCUGCCGCACAACAUGCGCAAGAUCCCUGGGGCUCAAUGCCGAAGCGCAAACCAGUUCCGACGGCCAUCGCCGCGAUCGGCACGGAUGAAGCAGCAGCUCCUACCGAAGCAAGUGCAGCAAUCGCCAAAUCCGUGCCAUCUGGCAAGAAGCGAGCCUGGUUUCCCUUGGGCGGUGUUGGUGUUUGGUUCACUUCGCAGAGGCGAUCGCGCAAGAUCCUCAUCAUCGGCAUUGGAGCAGGCAUUCUAAUUCUUGCCCUGAUUAUCGGUCUUGCGGUCGGGCUGACCGUGGGAAAGAAGAACCACUCCAAUCUCUCGCUUCCAACCUCCAACGGCGGCCCCUACGAGGGAGAUCUGACUUACUACAACCCAGGCCUCGGGGCCUGCGGCUACACCAACACUGACUCCGACAUGAUCUGCGCAGUAUCACAUAUCCUGUUCGACGCCGCCUCAACAGGCUCAAAUCCCAAUGCGAACCCACUCUGUGGGCUGAAGCUGAGACUGCGCCGCAAUGGGGUAAGCGUGGAUGUGAAAAUUGUCGACCGUUGUGUCGGCUGCGCAGUCACGGAUCUGGACGUCACUGAGGCAGUCUUCAAGAAAGUGGCCGAUCUGGAUCAGGGCCGAGUAACGAUGGAAUGGUCCUGGCUGGAGACGUCUCCCGUCUCGGUCUCCUGA
This is a messenger RNA of Penicillium canariense, 765 nucleotides long. RefSeq names its product RlpA-like double-psi beta-barrel domain-containing protein. Lineage: Eukaryota; Fungi; Ascomycota; Eurotiomycetes; Eurotiales; Aspergillaceae. The record is from RefSeq and is a predicted model, not a curated record. Bases 1 to 765 code for a protein of 254 amino acids. The transcript is spliced from 2 exons.